AUUAAACACCCUAAGACACUAUAUAAGGCUGGUAUUGACACAGAAACUACAGAGAACAACAUAGACUGCUACUUUGAGAAUGGAGAUGACAAUGCAUUUUCCACUGUUGCUGCUGAUCUGCUCUCUCUGCUCAGCUCAGCUUCAAACAGAGUCUGACAAUGAAGUCAUUCCACUUGCAAAGGAAACUGAACCCCAGAGAAGAGAACCAACAAAUGCUUCAGACCGACAACAGACCUGUGUGCAAGACAUCCAUGCUGUGGUGAGAGAGAUGAGCAUCGCCUUGGCUGAACAGAGAGUGGAGAUAAAGCACUUACAGAGAGAGAAUGAAGCACAAGCAAUGAAACUGAAAGAAGUGGACCUCCAAAAGAUUGAGCUGGACCUCCAGAAGACUGAACUGGACUUCCAGAAGACUGAGGUGGUCAAGUUAAAGCAACAACUUCAAGCACAAACAGCAGAGCUGAUCACCAUUAAAGCCAGAACAAAUGUCACAGAAAACCAGGUGGAGGCUCUAAAGAGAGAUGGAGAAGUCAAACAGGUGGCUUUCUCAGCCUCUCUGUUCGCUUCAGGAUCAGGAUCAGGAUAUAUUGGCCCAUUUAACACACACACUCUUCUGGUCUUCAGACAUGUUGUUGCAAACAUUGGAAAUGCCUACAACCCAAACACAGGUUUUUUCAUUGCACCAGUGAGAGGAGCCUACCACUUUGAGUUCCACAUAGGUGCAGGUGGACUUGCUUCACAUGCUUCAGCUGCUUGGUUGAUCAAGAACGGAGAGCAUAUUUCUUCUGCAUAUGCGCUUCAGCCAUCCGGUCAUGUGACAGCUGCUAAUGGUGCCAAUCUGCUUCUAGAGGUCGGAGAUGUUGUGUUUUUGCAACAGUGGGCAAACACAAGGAUAUAUGACAAUGGAGAUCACCAUACUAGCUUCAGUGGACAUCUGCUUUUCACCAUGUAAGCAGGAAUUUUUUGUGAGCUAGCGAUGCAUAAACUGUAUCAGUGUAUCAAGACUUGUUAAUUUAU
Molecule: messenger RNA, 1014 nt
Organism: Larimichthys crocea (large yellow croaker)
Lineage: Eukaryota; Metazoa; Chordata; Actinopteri; Sciaenidae
Exons: 5
Coding region: 80-949 (289 amino acids)
Molecular function (GO): protein binding
Source: RefSeq, a predicted model, not a curated record